Messenger RNA from Annulohypoxylon maeteangense, 1383 nucleotides. RefSeq lists its product as uncharacterized. The transcript has 5 exons. The coding region runs from base 320 to 1114 and encodes 264 amino acids. Lineage: Eukaryota; Fungi; Ascomycota; Sordariomycetes; Xylariales; Hypoxylaceae. The record is from RefSeq and is a predicted model, not a curated record. Gene Ontology annotation, cellular component: membrane. Gene Ontology annotation, molecular function: serine-type endopeptidase activity.
GUGCAGGCGCAACUGCGACUUUCGGUUGCAAAGCACACGACUCGACUUUCCAUUUCCUCCUCUCCAACUUUUCUUUUUCUCGCUCUCUCCAAACUGCCUCACAUCUUCUUCUUUUUUUUCAAUGGCGAUUCGGACCCGCAGCACACAUCUUUUAUAAGUCUAGCAGGACGUAUCCUGUGCUGCUCCUUUCGACCUAAUUUCUUGUUCGGAGCUUCGGCUUCCGAGGAGAGCGAACUGUUAGAAGAGAAUACAACGAGAGCGACGGAUAGGUGCUGGGACAGUUUAACUUAGAAUCUUAACGAACGAUCCGAUUUGAAAGAUGCCGACGAUACAAGGUUUCAACAUGAUCCGCGCGCGCUCGUACGUGUUCCGGUUACCGUUGUUUACGCGCGCGAUGAUAGUCCUGAUGGUGGCGUUCUGGCUUGCCGGUUUACAGUCUGCGUGGGAUGUGCGGCAAUGGGGCGCACUGAUUCCGGAUGAACUGGGCAUCACAACUAUGUACCGGGUGAACACGUUCCCUCUGAUCCACAUCAACUUUUUCCACGCCCUAUUCAACAUCCUCUCCUUGACGCCGCUACUAGAGCGAUUCGAGACCGAGUUUGGGACUUUGACUUCACUUGCGUUGUUCUUUGGUCCUUUAACGACGUUACCGGCCUUCGUAUACAUAUUCAUAGAAAAGUUCGUGCUAAGAGGAAACACGGCCGUCAUGGGCGCUAGCAUUUGGGUGUUUCUCCUACUAGGCAUAGAGGCUAUUCGAACGUACCGAACCAACCCCUAUCUCGUAGUAGGAACUCAUCAUGUCCCGACUUGGACGACACCCCUAUUGUUAGUGCUGGUCGUUGAGGCUCUCAUCCCCAACACCAGUUUCAUUGGUCAUCUAUGUGGAGUAGGAACGGGUUACCUAUUUGGCUUAGGCUAUCUCAAGUUCUUAUCCCCGCCUGAAAAGGCGCUUCGAUGGAUCGAAGGCCGCCUUAACCUGCUGGGACGAUUACCACACUAUGUUAGCGUAGAUCAGAAGACGUAUGGACGGUUCGGGGUGUUGCCGACUAGUAACUCAACCAGCUCGACGACACCACUAGGCUUGAUAGGUUCUACACAGAGGUUAGGUCCCUAGUACGGUUUCCACGGCUCUCUUAGAAGAAAGAGGUCACGAACCGAGUGAGAGUCACGGUUGUACAUAGCAUGUGUGUUUUUUGUUACCCAGGCAUUGCAUGACACGGAGUUUACGGGAGGGUCUAUAAAAGUGUAAUCGUGGCGAGGUCGUAUACUUACUCGUUCGUAUGAAGGAUAAAGGAGGGUUGGUCGUCUGUAUACUAAUAGACCUUUUAAAUGCCUUCAUAUAUUGCGCUCAAAUAUUACCUAUGGAUCGUCUUAUGGCUCGAA